This is a messenger RNA of Paramecium octaurelia, 224 nucleotides long. Lineage: Eukaryota; Ciliophora; Oligohymenophorea; Peniculida; Parameciidae. The record is from the annotation of a GenBank genome assembly.
AUGGUUGUUUAUUGGAAAUUUUUCAAAGUUUUCGACAAACUUAACUGCCCAAUAGUAGUAAUUUAUUGGAUACAUUUAUUCUUAAAUUUCGAGAUUCAUUUGUUUAAGUACAUUAUUCUUAUAAUUAAUUUAGAUCUUAAUUCAUUACUACAAUUUGAAUUUAUUUGCUUAACUAAAUAAAUGUCAUUUCUUGAACACCUCCUCUCUUUAAUGUUUAGUAUCCA